CUGUGGGGACGGAGGGCAGGGACCAUGGGGCUGGGGGGUCUCCUCCUCCCCAUCCUCGUCCUCGGGGUGGCCGGUUCCCGGCUGCAGCUAGUCACAGAUCCCUCCUCCCGGGCCCUGCUGGGCUCUGGGGCGCUGCUGAAAUGUCGGUUCGACGUCGGGGGGCCGGUCGAUCUGAGCGCCCUGCGGGUUCAGUGGUAUCUGUGGGAGGAGAGGAUCGCGCAGUACGACCAGGCCAGGGGAGAAUCCCAGAUCAGAGGGAGCCUGUCGGAGCAGGAGUUGGAGAAUGGAAAUGCAUCCCUGUCGCUCUCCAGUGUGACGGUGUCGGAUAUGGGCCUGUAUAAAUGCGUCGUUGGUUACGGUACGGAGCAGCUGCAGGGAGAGACGACCCUCCAUGUGCUCGCUGCUCCCCGACUCUCCGUCCCCCAGCGAUCAGCCAGGACAGACACAGCGAGCUCCUUCCCCUGCCACGUGUGGGGAUUCUACCCCCAGGACGUCACCGUCACGUGGCUGAGAGACGGGCGGGUUCUGACCGACGCCACCCGCUCUGACCCCCAGAGGAACCCGGACGGGACCUUUAACCUCACCCUGACCUACACCUUCACCCCCACCGCCAGCGACUCCGGCAGCAUCUUCUCCUGCCGCGUCAGCCACGCGGCUCUGGCCCAGCCCCUGCGGGAGGAGUUCCCCCUGGAUGUCACAGGAGCGGAUCACACCAGCGCCGCGAUCGGGGCGACCCUGGGGAUCCUGGUCGCAGGGGGAGCUGCGGCCGCAAUAGCCAUUUACUGCUGGAGGAAGAGGCAGGAAGGCAGGGGACCCCCCUACUCCGUCUCCGAGGUGCUGGGGCCGGCGCGGUGUCUCCUGGGACAGGAGGUGACCCUGAGCUGCGCCAUGGAGGGGACGUUCCCCAAGGACACGGCUGUGAUGUGGGAGCGGAUACACGGGGAGGACAGGACGGUGAUCGGGACUGACGGGGUCAGCGAGGCCGGGGAGCGGCCUGAGCACCAGCUGCUGUUACAGCCCCAGCCCCAGCGCUGGAGAGCGACACAGGAGAGAUCCCCUUGUAAGGAGAGAUCAGGGACCUGCCUCACGGCCUCCCUGAGCUUCACCCCCACGGUGCAGGACGACGGGGCCCGGGUCAGGUGCAGCUUCCACCACAAGUCCAGAGGGAUCCGAGAGCAGCGAGAGUCUGGGGAGAUCCAGCUGUGGGCCCAGCCACAGGUGUCUGAAAUCCAGGUGUUACCGCACUGGGAGCCCCGGGACGAGGUGCCGUUUACUGUCCAGCUCCAGAACUUUUACCCCAGGGGGAUUCACCAGAUCCAGUGGAGCUGUGAUGGGAAAAGCUGGGAAAAGUCUGAACCAACCGACUACAACGAGAACCCGGAUCUCACGUUCAGUGCUACCAGCGUCUGGAGAAUCCCCAGCCGGGAACUGAACCGUCUGGGACUCAGAGUCCGAGUGUCCGUUCAGCAAAGCCCCCAAGAGCCCCCAAUCGAGAGAGAGAUCAGAGCCGAGGACACAGCCCCAGCCGUGUCAGAAAUCUCCCAACCCGAGUCAGUGACAGCGGGGAAGGAAAUCACCCUGAGCUGCCGCAUGACGGGACAUUUCCCCGGGGCGCUGAGUGUGGCCUGGCUCAGAACGCAGAGAUCAACCAUAAGUGCUCGAUUUGAGGAAAAGAGCAAGGGAGACAUCCUGGUUCCUCUAGAAAACUCUGCCGAGUACAGAAUCGAGCCCGGAGCUCCCCACACACAGGACGGAAAAAGCUUCCAGCAGGAGACGAGACUCAGCUUCACCCCCUCGGUGCAGAGAGACCAGGGGGCCGAGUACGUCUGCCGGGUGGGACACGUCACCCUAGAGAUCCCCCUGGAGAGACGCACUGGGGAGCUGCGUGUGGCAGGGGAGCUCUCGCUGGGUGAGGGGACGGCCUGGCAGAGGCUGGUCAGGACACGGAGCCAGGUCAGACCAGAUGGUGACGGGGGGCGUGUGUCAGACCUCAGGUGCUGUUGCUAUGAUGUGCAAUUUCCACACAUUCUAGAGCCAUCACAAGCUCCAGUUCUUCGCGAGAUCUCCCGGCCGCAGGUCCUGACCCCCGGGGAGCAGGUCACACUGAGCUGCUACAUAUCCAGGUUCUACCCCAAGGAGCUGAGCGUGACCUGGCACCGACGGGGAAGGGGAGAGUCGGAGUUCAGGUGCUUAGACAAGCCGGACACCCACGACAUUGUCACCCCAGACCCCACAGCCGCGCCAGACAGGAAAUCCUACUUCGUGAUGUCCCGGCUCCACUUCACCCCCAUGCUGCCCGAGGACGACGGGGCAGAGUACCGGUGUUCUGUGGAACAUGAAACCCUGCAGGAGCCUGAAGGAAAAUCCACGGGGCCGCUGGAGCUGCGAGGUGGCCCCCCUCUCGAUGGAGACACGUCCGUUUUUUGACUGUCCUGCACUCACGCCACGGCCGGUGCUGGGGAGACAGAGCCAGCUGCAAACCGCUGGGAGAGGAGAGAACAAACUGACCCCUUGUGAUGCUGUGUGAUCGACGUGUGAGCGUGCACAGCACUGGUGUUGCCACUGUGCUACAACUGCAAGAGAACUUGUACCAAGCACGUCAUGUCCGGCGUCACUGGGAAAGUUGUGAAUUGCUAAGUGUGGAUAUCUUGCUUAUAUGUGUA
Mauremys reevesii (Reeves's turtle) is the source of this 2663-nucleotide messenger RNA. RefSeq lists its product as uncharacterized. The transcript has 10 exons. The record is from RefSeq and is a predicted model, not a curated record. Bases 25 to 2427 code for a protein of 800 amino acids. NCBI's taxonomy places the organism in Eukaryota, Metazoa, Chordata, Testudines, Geoemydidae.